This is a messenger RNA of Cladophialophora yegresii CBS 114405, 768 nucleotides long. RefSeq lists its product as uncharacterized. The transcript has a single exon. Bases 1 to 768 code for a protein of 255 amino acids. Lineage: Eukaryota; Fungi; Ascomycota; Eurotiomycetes; Chaetothyriales; Herpotrichiellaceae. The record is from RefSeq and is a predicted model, not a curated record.
AUGAACUGGCCAUGUCGACGGAACGGCUCUUCCAGUCCGUCGCCCUACGAGAUUUUCGCAUUAGAAAAGCAUGCCAUAUAUACGAAGCACAAGUUCUACGAACUGGUCAAGAUCUACCACCCAGACAGGAACGGCUACAACUCCGAAGAUGGACUCACUGCUGUGGAAAGAUUAGAAAGAUACAGGUUGAUUGUACAAGCACACGAAAUUCUCUCGGAUCCGGUCAAGCGGAGAGCCUACGAUGCAUCUGGAGCGGGCUGGGGAACAACAAGAACAGCCGAUCGCCAUUCGCGUGGCUUCACAAAUCCGGAAGGGAAGCGAUACGGCUUUGGUCCAGACGAUGAUUCCUCCAUAUUUCAGAACGCUACCUGGGAAGAUUGGGAAAGAUGGUAUCGGCGGCACGACCCACCCGGUAGACGACCGUACGAAACCUACCUCCAUCCGAACGCCUUUGCAUCCAUCGUUAUCCUCCUUGCGGUUCUCUCUGGGGUUCUUAUGGCAACAAGAGCGGGACAAUUUACGGGGUCAAUCGAAGAGCGGGCCCAGGCAUUCACAGAAGAAACUGGCCGGUUCCUUGCAUCGAGGAAGGACCACUUCGAAGAGAAUGAGAUUAAGAGCACGGGAAGGGUCAAGCAUUUCCUGGAGAAACGCGACCCGUCAAAAUAUGGCUUGAAGGAGAAAGAGGAAGAGAUAUACCGGAAUCACUUUGCCAAUCCUAUUUUGCAGCCCGCCCCAAAUCUCAAAGAUGCAGGGAGAGAAACCUGGUGA